Thamnophis elegans (Western terrestrial garter snake) is the source of this 1557-nucleotide messenger RNA. It is a transcript of the gene CCDC34, whose product is annotated as coiled-coil domain containing 34. Lineage: Eukaryota; Metazoa; Chordata; Lepidosauria; Squamata; Natricidae. Bases 98 to 1018 code for a protein of 306 amino acids. The transcript is spliced from 8 exons. The record is from RefSeq and is a predicted model, not a curated record.
AUAAUGAUUGGUGGAGUCGGCUGUGCCGCAGGGACGAGUGGGAGCCGAGUAGGCGCUGCGGGUUUAGAAGCGGCGGCCUCAGGUACUAGUCACCAUCAUGCCUACCUCCGAGCCCCCCAAAAGCAGGCGGGAGGCAGUCUAUUCUUCCCCUGCUAGUUCUGACGAUGAGGGGGCCGGCAAGUCUUCCACUUUCUCCCUGAUCUCUGACAGUUUCCAUCCAGAGUUAUCAGAUUUCCACCAUGGGGGAGAGGGAGAAACAACAACAAUCACUAGCAGGGGAUCGAGCAUCCCUGAGAAGAUGAAACACCACCAUAGUCUGGAACAAAUUAAGGAUACAAAUAAACAUUCACUUGCUUACAAUAAUCUUUCACCAUGGGAAGAAUGGUUCCUUUCCAAAGAGAGAGAACUACGUGCUCGUUUACAAGCAAAAGCUUUUGAGGAAAUGAAUCAGCAAAUGGAGGAAACAAAGGUAAAACAAGAACGAGAAAGAAAAAAAUUAAUUGCUGAAGAGAAACACAAAGAGUGGGUCCAGAAGAAAAAUGAAGAGGAAAGGAAAGAAAGACAGCGUAAGCUCAAAAAAGAAAUGAGAGAAAAGGAAAUAAAAGAGUUUGAGGAAAUGCAGUCAAAGGAAAAAGCAAAAGAAAUGUAUAAGGAAUGGCUGAAGAAAAAGAAUACUGAAGAUCUUCAAAAAAAGAAAGACGAGAAAGAAAAGGAAAAGCUACGGGAAGCUGAAUUACAGGAGAAAAAAGAAAAAUCAGAGAGGAUGUUCAAAGAAUGGCUGCAGAAUUCUAAAAACAAGCCCCGCCCAGCUUCUGCUGGCUAUGCCUAUGUCAAUGGGAAACUUGCAACAUACCCAGAUGGAAAUGCCUAUCCAGCUCCAGCCUUUUGCAACCCCAUACCUUGGAAACCAAUCCCUGUGCCUCCUCCUAAGGAAGAGAAAGUUGUAAUCUCAACCCAAGCCCGUCUGUUUGGGAAUGAUGAAGACAAGAACCAUGAACCUAAGGCUGUUAGUCAUUAAUUCCUCUGCUUUCCUUUCCCAGCAUGCAUGAAAUGCGUGAAAUAAACAGAAGGCAUAGUACAGCAUUACUGUGAGAGGUAGUAUUGAUGGAAAAGUAGAUGGAGGGUGCAGAGUUAGAGACAAUAUUGUUUAAAUGUUUUCAAAGGGAUACAAUUUCAGAAAGAAAUGCUUUGUUCAUCCAAGUUAUUUCUUCCCAUGUCUGAAGCUAUGAAACAGUCUCUCCUUUGUUUAAUAUUAUUCUUAAGAGGAAACAAAAUAACAAUGAACUCUGAUUUAACCGAUCAGUAUAUGUGCGAAAUAUGCAUAUAUAUCUGCAUUGGGUGCUAAUUGUGGCCAAAGAGAUGCAUUUUUCUGUUUGCAUAACAUGGUUAACAAUUUUCUCUAAAGCUUCCAUUGAAAUCACUGAAAGGCUUAGGAGAAUGUUGCAAAAUGCCAUAGUUAAUAAGAAUGAAACUGUUUUUAAAAACCCUAUGUAUAGGAUUAAGAGUUAUCUGUUAGUUUGUUAUUGAUUUUUUUUUAAUUAAAGAUUUUUAAUUCUG